Molecule: messenger RNA, 1452 nt
Organism: Megachile rotundata (alfalfa leafcutting bee)
Lineage: Eukaryota; Metazoa; Arthropoda; Insecta; Hymenoptera; Megachilidae
Molecular function (GO): protein binding
Source: RefSeq, a predicted model, not a curated record
UCGCGUAGCGGUAGUGUCGUGCUGUAGUGUCGUGUAUCUCGUCGAGCACCGAUAACGCUUAUACCUUCCGCGAUUAGUGAGUUCAGUGAAAAAAAAAGAAGAAAUAGUCCGAAUGAUGUUAUCGAGGCAGUGAACGAUCGAAGUUUCAAACGGAGCAACGUUUCUCGCCGAACCGCGUGCUUCUUCGCCGGUGUCGGUCUCUCCUCUUUCGGAGCAUUUUCAAGGUUACGCUUUGGCUGCCAGCACGAACGAUCCGGGGGACCCUCGGCUGCCCAUUUUCUUCGACUCCGAACGGAGCUUCGUUACCUUGCCGUGAAACGCAACGGACCGAGUCCAGGAUUACAGUGUUCGGAGCCGUGUUUGGAAUGUUUACGUCCACAAAGGACCUAGCGACGGAAACAUAGUGAGCCUGCGGUGUGUACACAGUGAGAAAUUCUUUCGUUUGUAGUUGUGAUCGAAUGGCAACAUAUUCGGAGAGGGUGGGUUUAGCGUACGUUCGAUCGUGACACGUGCACAUUGGAUCGGUUCAGGGUAUCGGAGCUGGGACACGGAGUAGAUCUGGUGGCGCAGACGAGCGUCGGCGAUUUUCUCGAAAACGAAGAUCGUAUCUCUGGCUCGUAAUGAGCCAGAGCGUCGCACGUUGAAGAUCGAAACGUGACCGGUGGCGUACUUCCGGCAUCGUCGAUCCCGAAGAAGCCGAUCCCGAGGUGGCGGCCAUUUACGAAUAUUACACGUGACUCGGUGCUCGCGAAAGAUCCAGCGCAUUCUUUCGGAGAUGUCACGGCGGAGACAGAGCGCUUAGAGGGAAAAGGACAGAUCGAGACCGGAUCGUCAGGAGGAGGAGGAAUACACGUGAACGAGAAGAGGGCGAUAAAGCCCUCGGCGCGUUCACAAAACCGACUAACAAUGACGAUGGCUAGCAACAUAGUGGUCGAGUGGUUGCGCUCCCUUCAUCUGGGCCAGUAUUCCGAGUCUUUCAUCGACAAUGGCUACGACGACCUUGAGAUCUGCAAACAGAUCGGUGAUCCAGAUCUCGACGCGAUCGGUGUGUUCAAUCAGACCCACCGUGCACGGCUGCUGCAAUCGGUGAAGACGCUCAGGGAGGAGGGCGCUGCCAGCGUUUAUUUCACGCUCGAGGAGAGCAACGAUUGUCUCUGCGAUAAUAUUAGCUCGAAAUCCUCGAGGACAUCGUCGGAAAGGCCUCUCAGCGAUAAAGAAGCACAGAGAGCUUCGCCUACCGCAAGCUCCUCCAGCGGGGGACAGGAAUUAACCAAGUUCGCGGACGAAUACGAAGAGGGCAAAGCGGAGCUUGUCAGAAUACCGAAGAUGCAACUCAGAAUGCUGCUGCAGGAGAAACUUAGGCACGAUGGCAUCAGGCUAGCCUGUCAGCCUUAUACCACACCGGUGAGUCAUCUUGUUUCUUGCUCUAGCUCCAGUUAUUCCUUUCACUAA